AUGCGCGGCGCGCCGCCGUCGCCGUCGUGGUACGGCGCGCACGCGGCGUGCGCGACGCGCGAUGGUGGUUUAGUCUACGCGUCGGAUAAGGCGGUGUGCGUGCUGGACGGGGAGACGGGCGCGGUGCGAGGACUCGUGGGGACGAAGGCGCGGGCGCUCGCGGUGUGCGCGGCGACGACGAGCGAGACGCGGGAGGGCGAGGACGACGAGGGAGGAGGCGCGCGCGAGGUCGUCGUGUGCGGGUGCGCGGAUAAGGUUUUGAGGACGCUCGACGCGCGCGCGAUGGCGUUCGUGGGGAAGACGAUGACGGGAGGACAUAAACACGAGGUGACGGCGACGUGCGCGCGGGGCGCGGGCGAAGUCGCGAGCGGAUGUCGAGACGGGACGGUGGCGGUCUGGCGCGUGCUGGGGAACGGAUCGCCGACGUGCGCGUACAAAGCGAUCGAUGGACCGAUCACGUGCAUGGCCGCGGUUGGGGACGUGAUCGCGGUGGGAGGGGCGAAUGGGACGGUGUGCGCGCUCAACGCGAGGAGCGGCGCGACGCAUCGCGUGGCGGCGAGCGGAUACGGGGAGAUCACGUCGCUCGCGUGGACGACGGGUGGCGUGGGAGAGGGAGAGACGAAGGAUCUUUUAGCUGUGGGUAGUCGAGAGAGACGAGUGACGAUAUGGGCCUUGGAGGGUGACAAGCUCGUGAACACGCACGAGUUGAGAUUGCCGAAACCAAAGGCGGCGCUGAGCGAAGCGCAACGCGGUCGCGUGUGGGUCGCCGUCGCGUGGUCGCCGCGCGCGAGCGGUGAUGACAAAGGUGACAAUGAGUGCGUGGAAUUAGUUACGUCUGGACAAGGUGGGGAUUUGCUUUCGUGGCGCGUACCUUUGAAAUUCGGCGACGGCGUGGAAGAAGUGACGGAGGCGAAAACGUUUGGGCCGAGAGACGUCGCGCACACUCGAACGGUGUUCACCAUCGAUAUUGCCGACGACACGUGUUGGAGUACGAGUUUAGAUAGGAAAGUAGCGUGUUGGGACUUGGAGACGGUCGAGCAGCGGUGGUCGUUCACCGCACUAGGUGGAUACGUGUACGAUUUAGCGACGGACGCCGAAGAUCCAUUCGCGGUGGCCAUCGCGUGCGGCGAUGGAACCGUGCACGGGUGGGAUCUGUCUCCCACGCUGUCCAGUGGGUUAGGAGAGUCACUUCUUUGGAAAGGGAUUCCAAACACAAAAGUCACAGCUAUCGCGCGGAAGCCGCGAAGCGAAGUCGUAGCGUUCGGCCUCGACGACGGACGCGUCGGAUGCUUUGACGUGACAACCGGAAAGUUUGCGUGCUACCCCGAGUGUCACGGUGCAUCGGUACGCGCACUGCAGUGGUUUGAAAUAUGCAACGUCGGUGAAGAGUCUGGCACGUUCACGCUCACGAGUUUGGGUGCGGAUGGGUCGUUGUGGCGGUGGAUGGAAACAUUUGACCCGGCGUCGUGCGACACGAAAAAAUCUGGCAUAGUCGACGCGCGGAAAUUCGGCAAGUACCUCGACUUGGCACGCCUGUGCGGUGGAGAAACCGCGAAGGAUACUCGAAGCAUCGAAGCAUUCGACUAUUCAAGUGUUUUCGGGCGAUUUGCGAUCGGCUGGUCAGACGGUGAAUUGAGCGCGCAUGAUUUUGGUGAAGAAAAGUGGCGCCGGCGAGAACACAGUAAGAGCGUUUCUCGCGUGAAAUGGCAUCCUGAAUGCGACGACGAUGCGAGCGACUUCACCGCUUGGCUCGCCACUUCUUCAACGAGUGGAAGUGUCAUCAUACAUGGUGUAGGUGGUGAUGUUAUUUGCGCGCUUCCACGUGCCGCGGUCUACGACAUUGCGUGGUCGCAACAAAAGAGCGUCGCGCUUUUGGCGUGCGCUCUCCACGGCGCCAUCAAAGUUUGGCGCAUCGAUAAGACUGUGAAUGAAUUUCAUCCGGUGAAUAUCGCGGUACUGCGUGGUCAUUUUGGCAAGGUGAUGUGUGUACAGUUUGCGACGCACGAUGACGAGACGAUCAUCAGCGGGGGCGACGAUAAAACUUUCCGAGUGUGGCGUUACAAGGAUGACGAGCACGCGCCGCGCGAAAACGAAACGCCGGCGAAUAAGGACUCAGCCGCGGUGGUCGAUGAAAACGCAGCGUGCGAGUCGCCUACAAAGUCGUCGAAGACACAAAAACCGUGUGUGGUGAAGACGAAAAAGGUUAGAUCGAGCGGUCUCAGUGGGGCGUUGCUCAAGCCGUCGCACGAGGAAAGCACGCCAACAGGAAUACGCGCGAGCCAGGAAGCCGUCGUCGCUCUUGCUCGUCGCGCGUACAAAGGCGCCAACGAUCCGUUGAGCGCAAACGAAUUGAAGUAUGGACCGAGUGGCUUGGGUUUGUAUGAAGACGCCGACGCGGCGAUGGCGCUGCUGAUGAACGAGGCCAGGCUCGCAUCGGAUGAAAAUCCGUCGACGCACGAACUCGAGCGCGCGGUGGCGCUGCACAUGUAUCGAGGCGAUUACGCACACGCCGCGGCGACAGUCUUGCAAGCGAGCGAGGCGCCAAUUUCACACGAGCUCAUGUCGCUCUUUGUCGGCGGUGGAUACGACGUGUGGUCCAUCGUAGCUGCCGCGCAACGCGAGCGAUUAGAAAUCGCGGGCGAGCAUCAGCUCGCGGCGAUGGUAUCGCUGUCCUUGCACGACGUGCGAGGCGCGAUUCAGACACUCAGACGUGGCGGUUUGGUUCGAGAUGCCGCCGCACUCGCCGCCGCCAGACUCUUACCGACGGACGAACUAUUACUCGAUACGAGACGAGAGCUCGCCGCCGUGGAAGAAACGCGCGGAGGGAUGGAGUCCGCCGCCAAGGCGCACAUCUCCAUCCGCGCUCCCGCCGCCGCAGUUCGCGCGCUCAUUCGCGCCGACGCCGGCGGCGCGCUCGCCGCCGCCAAUCUCGCCCUCGAGUGUGGUUUAACCGGUCCACAGGAACGUCGAACCAUCGUUCGAGCCGCCCUCGAGCUCGCCGAGACCGACGAUUUCGAUCGCGCCGUCGCGAUGCUCGCCGACCUCGCCGCGAUUCUCCGGCGCCGAGAUUCCGACGUCGCCGUGACCGACGCCAUCACCGCCGCCACCGCGCCCGAUUCUCGCGUCGCCGUCGAGCUCACGCGGCGCCUUCGCGCCCUCGAGCUCGACGCGUAGUUCUCGCGUCGCCGACGCGACGCGACGCG
Molecule: messenger RNA, 3203 nt
Organism: Ostreococcus lucimarinus CCE9901
Lineage: Eukaryota; Viridiplantae; Chlorophyta; Mamiellophyceae; Mamiellales; Bathycoccaceae
Exons: 1
Coding region: 1-3174 (1057 amino acids)
Molecular function (GO): protein binding
Source: RefSeq, a predicted model, not a curated record